AUGCCUACCGACGAGGUCAAGCGAGCCAGGAGCACUUCCCCGGUCAAUCGGGAGAAGCUCGAGGCCCAGAUCAAGAGUGCCGAUAUGACCGACGACAUGCAACAAGAGGUUAUUGAAGUGGCUCAGGAAGCAAUGGCAAAGUUCACUGUAGAGAAGGAUAUUGCUCAACACAUUAAGCGCAUCUUCGACGAAAGGAAGGGUCCCACCUGGCACUGCAUCGUGGGCCGUAACUUUGGCAGCUUUGUCACGCACGAGACGAAGCACUUCAUUUACUUCUACCUCGGCCACUGCGCAAUUCUACUAUUCAAGACACAGUAG
This is a messenger RNA of Dichotomopilus funicola, 318 nucleotides long. Its product is annotated as dynein light chain type 1-domain-containing protein. Gene Ontology annotation, molecular function: dynein intermediate chain binding. The transcript has 7 exons. The coding region runs from base 1 to 318 and encodes 105 amino acids. NCBI's taxonomy places the organism in Eukaryota, Fungi, Ascomycota, Sordariomycetes, Sordariales, Chaetomiaceae. Gene Ontology annotation, cellular component: cytoplasmic dynein complex. The record is from RefSeq and is a predicted model, not a curated record. Gene Ontology annotation, biological process: microtubule-based process.